AUGGCCACGUUGAAGCAGGCAAGACCUCGUCGAGACCUGCUCCAACCCCGACUAUCCAAGGGCGCCAUUGACAAUGCUCAGCACGUCAUGGAAAAGUCGGUGUGGAGGUUCAUUGACCUCCUCGACCGGCACAGAAGUCACAGCGAGAUUAUAGACUUGUCUCUGGCCUAUCGCUGCGUCACGUCCGACGUGUUGCUUGGAUACGCAUUCCACAGCCCCUUGGAGGCUCUCGACUAUCCACGUUUCAACUAUCCUCCAGCCGUGCACAUGGAUGCAGCAAUCAUGACAUCGUUCCUCGCCAAAAACUUUCAUCUCCUCUUCACACUCGUAUGGAACCUCGCCUCUUGCCUGCCGCGCCCCUGGUUGAAGUAUUUAGGAAUCAGCUUUAUUUUUGAUAUUCAAGACGUGAGACAUUUUUGCUUUGCCUUUGCGCUUAGGAAGCAAGACGACCAACUGCUCUAUCCAACAAUGCUCGACAUGUUGAUGGAUCCCGACCAAGAGAAAUUCGGACCUCCCCUUCCGAUGCGCGAUCUAGUAUCGGAAGCCACUGUGCUGUUGUCCGCCGGGAAUACAGCCCCUUCGCUGACCCUGACACUCGGAACAUUUUAUGCUUUGAAUAACCGCCACGUACUGGAGACGCUGCAGGACGAACUUUCCCAUGCCAUUCCUGACAAGCGCAAACUUCCUCCCCUGGAUACGCUGCGACAAUUGCCAUACCUUACCGGCAUCAUCAAAGAAUCCUUGCGGUUUUCUCUCGGUGCACCAGGCAAAUUACCGCGCAUCACACCCGACGAAGGGGCGUUUCUCUGCGGACGCCGGAUCCCACCAAAGGUCAGACUCGGGCGAGUUCUUCUUCCACGUUAG
Messenger RNA from Metarhizium brunneum ARSEF 3297, 864 nucleotides. The record is from RefSeq and is a predicted model, not a curated record. NCBI's taxonomy places the organism in Eukaryota, Fungi, Ascomycota, Sordariomycetes, Hypocreales, Clavicipitaceae.